This is a messenger RNA of Pygocentrus nattereri (red-bellied piranha), 3447 nucleotides long. It is a transcript of the gene parp6b, whose product is annotated as poly (ADP-ribose) polymerase family, member 6b. The transcript is spliced from 23 exons. Gene Ontology annotation, molecular function: kinase binding; protein serine/threonine kinase activator activity; NAD+ poly-ADP-ribosyltransferase activity. Gene Ontology annotation, cellular component: membrane; endoplasmic reticulum tubular network; nuclear envelope. Gene Ontology annotation, biological process: endoplasmic reticulum unfolded protein response. NCBI's taxonomy places the organism in Eukaryota, Metazoa, Chordata, Actinopteri, Characiformes, Serrasalmidae. The coding region runs from base 434 to 2350 and encodes 638 amino acids. The record is from RefSeq and is a predicted model, not a curated record.
GUGUGUUGUCAGGGAGAAAGCAGACAGCCAGUCAGUAAAGGCUGAAAUAAACAGCGACUAUUACCAGACACAGCCAGACACAGGGACUAGACACAGACAAAAAAGCACACAGAAAAGCCUGCUCAUAAUGGCACUCUCAGUCAAAACCGCCGGUGUCUGCCAUGUCUGUCGUGGUGACGUUUUAAACGGUUAAAGGCGCACAAAAUACGAAGAAGCGUCACUGUUCUGACAAGAGGUUGUUUUGGGGACAGCUUUACUGAAUGAAUUUGACUGAAUGAGAGUAAUCUUCAAGCUGAUCCUAAUGCCUGACCUCAUCUGAAAUUCUAAGACAGAUCCCAGCAUACUGUUUUGUUUUUUUUUUCAAACUUAACUUUCUUAUUUCCUUACUGGAUUAGAUGGGAAGGGCGACAGAGACUCUCGGGAGCUGAAGUCUAUGAACAGCAUGAGUGUCAGUGAGCAGUGCUGGACUGAUGAGGAUUCAGAUGGAGACAGUGACUGUGAGGAGUUGUUCUACGGAGCACAGGGACAUUAUGUUGCUGACCUGUAUUGCCACCCUCAGUUGGACACAGACGUUGGAGCUGUGAAAGACAUCUACUCUGACAGUGCUGUUUCUGUAAGGGAAUAUGAGACAAUUGAUGAUGUUGACAUUGACCUACACAUCAACAUCAGCUUUCUGGAUGAGGAGAUAGCCUCAGCAUGGAAAGUCAACAGAACAGAACCUAUUGUUUUACGACUUCGCUUUUCAUUAUCUCAAUACCUAGAUGGACCAGAGCCAACAGUGGACGUGUUCCAGCCUUCCUGUAAAGAUGGCUUUAAUCUUGGUGUACAGCUCAAGAGAAUUCUUUCCUCAUUCAUAUCUAAUCAAUGGAAGCACCUCAGCAAUGAAUUUCUGAGAGCUCAGCAGAAGAAGAGACACAGCUGGUUCAAGGCUGGAGGAACAAUCAAAAAGUUCCGCGCUGGUCUCAGCAUCUUCACGCCAAUAGCCAAGUGCCCAAAUGUUCCUCUGAUCCAGGGCCCUGGGGAGAAGGGCAGGGCUUCCGGGCCGGAGCCAAGAGUGACUCGGCUGAUGAACCGCUCUGUCUCCUGCACAAUGAAGGUGCCCAAAGGAGAGUUACUCACUUAUGCACCCAACGGACAGAGUGUGGUGGUCCCUGGCUCCAGGUCCACAGUGCAGAUCACCACCAAGCAGCUCAUUGAGCUCUUCUUCUCUUCACAAGCUCUUCUCCACUGCAAGAGUAUACCUACUCUAGAAUAUGGCUUUCUUGUACAGAUCAUGAAAUACUCAGAGCAGAGAAUUCCCACUCUGAAUGAGUACUGUGUAGUCUGUGAUGAGCAGCACGUCUUUCAGAACGGCUCCAUGCUCAAGCCUGCAGUGUGCACAAGAGAGCUGUGUGUGUUCUCUUUCUACACACUAGGAGUUAUGUCAGGAGCUGUUGAGGAUGUGGCAACAGGAGCAGAGGUAGUUGACUUGCUGGUGGCAAUGUGCAGAGCUGCCCUGGAGUCUUCCCGUAAAAGCAUUAUCUUUGAUCCUUAUCCAUCUGUGGUUGACCCAUUUGACCCCAAAGCUUUGGCAUUUAACCCUAAGAAAAGAAGCUAUGAUAGGCUGCAGAAAGCACUGGACAGCAUCAUGUCUAUACGAGAAAUAACACAAGGCUCAUAUGUAGAAAUAAAGAAACAGAUGGACAAAUUAGAUCCACUUGCACAUCCUCUUUUACAGUGGAUUAUAUCCAGCAAUAGAUCACAUAUUGUCAAGCUACCCGUAAGCAGGCAACUCAAGUUCAUGCACACUACCCACCAGUUCUUGUUGCUCAGUAGCCCUCCUGCCAAAGAGGCUCGAUUCCGCACAGCUAGGAAACUAUAUGGCAGCACUUUUGCCUUUCAUGGUUCCCAUAUAGAAAACUGGCACUCUAUUCUACGAAAUGGACUAGUUAAUGCCUCUUACACUAAGCUGCAGCUGCAUGGGGCAGCCUAUGGGAAGGGCAUCUACCUCAGCCCCAUCUCAAGUAUCUCUUUUGGAUACUCAGGAAUGGGGAAAGGACAGCACCAUAUGCCCACAAAAGAGGAGCUAGUGCAGCACUACAACAGAGUUAACACCAUAUCACAGACUCACCCAGUGGAGUCAAGGUUUCUUCAGAGUCGGAAUCUAAACUGUGUGGCUCUUUGUGAGGUAAUAACAUCCAAAGACCUCCAGAAACAUGGAAAUAUAUGGGUGUGCCCCGUGCCUGACCAUGUCUGCACACGCUUCUUUUUUGUGUAUGAGGAUGGUCAGGUGGGAGAUGCCAACAUUAACACACAGGAGCCCCGAAUUCAGAGAGAGAUUUUGCGAGUGAUUGUGACCCAGUCAAGUUGAAAGUGAUGCUCUGACACUGUGAAAGAUUCAGAUCUGAGCAAAGAGGAAAAUUAUCCCAAGGUUACUUGUCAUCUUGAUGUUAUUGUGGCCAAAUUACAAGGAGGAUAUGACAGAGCAAUCAAUUUUGAGAGGUUCUUAUUUAAUGCGGGGAAAGUUGUUGUGUUUUUCUUUAUAUUUUCUGUGCUUUACAUAUGUCCUCUGUUUUGGUAUAAAUCGAUGAAUCAAUGGUGCAGAGGCAGUUAUAAGUCCCUCCCUUACAUCCACUGGGGGGCUCUGUUGCCAAGCAAAAGCACGAAUAAUUCCAUUGCACAAGUCAGCUUUAUUCUCUUUGCCCAUGGUUCUGAUAAACCAGACCUAAGAUGUCAGUUGAAUUUGACAAAGAAGGUGCUACAAAAGACAUCAGCAUGAAAAGGGUGCUGAAGUUUGUAUUUCUAGGGGAGGCCUGCUAACCACACUACAGUUAUUAUUUAUAAUAACGAUCAAAAGGCUCAUAAAUAUUUUCCAGUAUUAUUUGGGUAACUCUGUGAAGUAUUCUUUCUAAAUUGAUAACGUGCCGUAUGUUUUCUGAUUACUUCAUUCUAAUAAUUUAAUCUCAGCAGAAUGCUUUGGUAUCCCUUUUUCUUCUUACUUUCUUCUUUUUAAUUUUGUCACUGCCCUUUGUAACAAGCUUUUCUAUUUUUGAAGCCAGUUUAAGUGAAGCAGAUGAUUCGAGUCGCAUUCUUGAAGGGAUGAUGUUCUGGAGAUGGUCUGUGUUUUUAGUGAUGAAGAAGAAGUACUAGAUAGCAGACUAUGGUAAUCACUGAAACCUGCUGCACACUUCAUCAUUAUUGUUCAGAAGCUGAAACUUAUGCAAUAUCUGUAGCAUCAAACACCAACAACUCAAAACCUUAGUCUGGACUGUGCAGCAAAGAGACUUGCAGUGUAUGUGUUAUCUUAACAUUCUCUCGGUGGAUAUGGACAUACAGUAGAUGUGAAAUUAUAAUUAAUCAUGUGCUUUACCUCUGAGGUGGGGCUAUGUUGGUUGGAUAUGGCCCACAUUUGUAUGAAGACACUUUUUUUCAAUAAAAUAACAGCAUGAUACUGAAAAUGACAUCUCA